Molecule: messenger RNA, 1586 nt
Organism: Ilex paraguariensis (yerba mate)
Lineage: Eukaryota; Viridiplantae; Streptophyta; Magnoliopsida; Aquifoliales; Aquifoliaceae
Source: the annotation of a GenBank genome assembly
AGGAGUACCCAGAGUAUGUAGCAUACACAACUCCACUUUUUUUCUGCGAUGACUGGCUGAAUCUUUAUCUUGACAAGUACCGUAUGCAUCAGGAUUAUGAUUCUCUUGAAGAUAGAAAUGAAGUAUGUUGCUCCGACUAUCGUUUUGUAUACAUGGGAGCAAAAGGUUUGAGCAUAGAUGCGAUAAGCUCUUUCUUGUACAUGGACUCCUCUUCAUGCUGAUGUUUUCAGGUCUUAUAGUUGGUCAGCAAACGUGUGUGGCAAGAAGCACUGGUAUUUUCUGUCGCCAGAUCAAUAUCACCUCAUGUUUGACAGGAAUAUGAAAAGUUCUGUAUUUAACAUCCUUGAGGAUGUUAGUGAGGCAAAAUUCCCUGGUUUUAAUAAGGCUAUCUGGUGGGAGUGCACUCAAGAACGUGGUGAAAUAAUUUUCGUUCCUAGUGGAUGGUAUCAUCAAGUUCAUAAUCUGGAAGGUACAAUAUCAAUAAAUCACAACUGGUUCAAUGCCUAUAACCUUUCCUGGUUGUGGAAUUUGCUCUUGAGAGACUAUGCCGAGGCUAAGGAAUACAUUGAAGACAUCAAGGACAUAUGUGAUGAUUUUGAGGGACUCUGCCAGCGCAAUCUUGCGGCUAACACAGGCAUGAAUUUCUGCGAUUUUUUUGUCUUCAUGGUGCACUUUUCCUUUGCCAACUUGGUCCAAUUUUCCCAUCUUGCGAAGAAUGACAAAAAUUUCAUCUGGACUUCAAUCCAAAUAGCACGGCAUGUAGUUUUCAACCUUGAAUCUCUACGUAACAUUGCAUUGAAGAUGAAAUCCAGAAGUCUGGUGGAAAACUGGAGCAACUCAAUUGAUUUCAGGAAAACCCUUGAGGAUCACACAUUCAUGGGACUAUGUCAAGUUUUGGGAAGGACAUAUGGGAUGAUACAUGAGCAAUGCGAAGUAAGUUAUGAUAUAAAGCCAGCUUUAGUGGAUGAUUUGGACUUGGAAUUUAUUGAAACUUCUGGUCUCCAUGUUUAUAGCCCUGAAGAUCUAGUUAAGUUUAUAGACUCUGCUUUUACAAAACUAAUGGGUGGUAGUGCUGCUAAUAAAGUUUUGUUAGCUGAUUUGGACAUACUUGGAAGCUAACUGCAGUUCCGGCUUUUUAAGGAGAACUAACUGAUCCGCAAGGGGUUGUCCCCACUUUUUUGGGUGCAUGCUUCGACAUACACGGAGUGAAAGAAUGUGAUCCCGGAGGGAAAGGUUAUCAUCGGAUUAGAAGUUUAAGAUUUUGAGAUAUGGAGUCUCACAACAUUUAAAGCUGGUAGCAAGCUCUUGCAAUGCAUGCAGCCAUCAAAUCAUUUUCGGAUUCACUUAAUGUGAUAGAGCUACAUAAAGAACUCACAGCAGAUGAGUCCAGCAGCUGCAAGCACUUUGUAAGUCGUAUGCUGGGGGUUCACCACUUUUUCCUGUCUGAAACUUGAACUCCUGUAUGUUUUGUUAUGAUAGAACUUGUGAUGACUUUGCAAGUCAAAUCUACAUUUGAGUGAUGGGAAAUUUGGAAUCUUACAAUCUGUGUGCGGUACAAAUGUGAAGUCUAGGGAAUUAAAUGGUCG